AUGGAGGCGCUGAAGGUCGUCAAGACGUUUGUCCGGAGCGGCGACAGCUUCCGGCUCGUGAAGUGCUACGGCGACAGAGACGUGGUUGGGCCAACCACACGCAGGGUGCUUGUGUUGGACUCGUCCUUCAACCCGCCGCACAGGGGCCAUCUGGCGAUGAUCAAGCAGGGUGUGCUCAGUCUCAGCACGCAUGACGGCAUAACCACCAUCAACACCAACGCCGUGCUUCUUCUGCUAAGUGUGAAGAACGCCGACAAGGACAGCGUCAGCGUCGACGAGUACGCCCAGCGGUUGCACAUGGUCGGACUCAUGGCGGAGCACGUGUGCGCCGGACUCGGGUUGUCGUGCGGGGUGGCGCUGACCGACGCCAGUCUGUUUGUGGACAAGAGCCGUCUUGUGGCCGACUGGACGGGCCGGUCCAGCGGGGUCGACAACUUCUUUCUGCUCGGGUUCGACACCCUGAUCCGCUUCUUCGACCCCAGGUACUACAGGGAGCCGCUUGUCGAGGCGGUGGACCCGUUUUUCCGCCACUCGAAGCUGUGUGUGCUUUUGCGGGACGACAAGUCGAGCAGGAUGGAUCUCGCGGACCAAAAGAAGUACAUGCAGGACCUCCAGAACGGAGAAAUCGACGACAAAGAUAACAACAGGACCGCCCUCCCUGCCAGCUGGAGGGGAAAGGUGUUCUUCUGCGAGGCGAAGCACGAGUGGGCCAUCAGCUCGUCUGCGAUCCGCACCGCUGUCCGUGAGCAGGACCCAGUCCGCUGGCAAGGCAAGGUCAUUCCGACAGUGAGAGCAUACAUCAACGGCGCUUCUCUUUACCGAGAAUAG
This is a messenger RNA of Pichia membranifaciens NRRL Y-2026, 828 nucleotides long. RefSeq lists its product as hypothetical. Gene Ontology annotation, molecular function: nicotinamide-nucleotide adenylyltransferase activity; ATP hydrolysis activity. Bases 1 to 828 code for a protein of 275 amino acids. NCBI's taxonomy places the organism in Eukaryota, Fungi, Ascomycota, Pichiomycetes, Pichiales, Pichiaceae. The transcript has a single exon. The record is from RefSeq and is a predicted model, not a curated record. Gene Ontology annotation, cellular component: nucleus; cytoplasm.